Oppia nitens is the source of this 1619-nucleotide messenger RNA. RefSeq lists its product as uncharacterized. Bases 630 to 1220 code for a protein of 196 amino acids. The record is from RefSeq and is a predicted model, not a curated record. Lineage: Eukaryota; Metazoa; Arthropoda; Arachnida; Sarcoptiformes; Oppiidae. The transcript is spliced from 2 exons.
UUAAAAUUUCUGUUAACUUAUAUAAUAAUUUGUUUUUAAAAACAUUUAUUUAUACUAAAUAAAGUAUAAGUUAGUUAUAUUUGAUAUAUUCAAAUGAUUUUCACGUAUUAUGACCGAUAAAUAUUUUUUUUGGCAAAAUAAAUAUAUUUUGUGUGUGUUUUCAUUACAUAUUAGUGUGACUUAUUAACGAACCGGUUGUUAUUAUAUGUGUGUAUAAACCACUACUACUUUGGUCUCAGCAUAUGAUCAUAAUUUUAUGAGAUGUCAAAUAAAGUUUUUAUUUUGCGUUAAAAAUUAGUUUUUUGUGAAAAAAUUGGAUGUUUUAUAAUUAUAUACUGUAUAUGUGUAUCGAUGAUAUAAAAAAAUAAUAUUAUUAUUGCACAGUUAUGUAUUGUAUUGUUUUUAACCCCUUUCCUCAAUAAUCAUAAUAAUAAUAUAUUCUGUAUAACUGUAUGGCUGACAGAUUGUGUACCGGAAGGAAAGUCCUGUUAUUUUUGUGAUUAAUUAUUACAAUAAUUUGUUUUUAUUUAAUACAUAAAAAUUAUAUAUUUCUUCUCCAUUUUAAUCUUUAUUUUUGGUGUAAAAAAUUAAUUUUUAAGAUUUUUUUAUUGUGUGUGUGUUUUAAAGCUAUGUCUAACAAAAACCCAAAAAUUUUUUACAUUUACCGGAUAUUUACCGACAAAAUGUUUGACACGUCGGCCAACAAAUAUCUAUCUAAUGAUGAAAGAUCUGUUGACAGCGAAAACAUAGAGAUGUGUAGCCGUGAGGACGUACUGGUUCUCAAUCCCAGUCAAAGACAACAAACACAGAGGAAUGUCCUAAACAUGACUUUAUUGUCACUUCUAUUACUAUUAAUAAUAUCAGUGUCAGUGAUAACUCUAAUGAAGUUUACAUAUAAGUCAGUCAAUGUCCACAUUACUGAACCUCAAGUCAGCGACGAUUACAUUGAUUUGAUAUUUAAUGCAAAUAAUGUGUCUACAAGUGCUCAGUGUCUAAAUAUUAAGCUAAACAAUCGUACCGACUGUAAUCCGGACGAACCCACCAUUACUAAAGAGGUAUGCAUUAAAAAAGGCUGUUGUUGGUCACCAACGAUGACUCACAGACAACACCACCGAAGAAGUAAUAAUCCAUUGAUAAACAAUACUAGUAGUGAUGGUCUAAAAUCACUAAUAGCUGUUCCCAAUUGUUAUCAUCCUAUAAAUGUUAAUAAUGACAAAUAGUCAAAUAAAAAAUAUCUCGCAUUUUUUUUUUAAAUUACUGGUAAUCAUUCAAAAUGAUUACUUAGCUGUGAAUACCUUAAAAUUUGUUACUAAGUAUUGAGUUAAUUAUAAUUUUAUUAUUCAAAAUUAUUUUUGAAAUUAUUUUUACAAUUAAUAAAUAUUAAUUGUUUUUUUUUGUUAUUUGUUGAUUGAAACAAUCAAUAAUAAAAUAUUAAUAAUGACACUAAUGUUAAAGAUUUCUAAAUUUAUUUUGGUUUAUGUUAUCAUAUUUUUUGUAUGUAAUUAUUAUUAUUAAAAGUAUGACUAAUCAGUUAGAAAAUUAAUUUUGACAACACCUAUAAAAUUUAUCGUUUAAUUAAUCAAUUUUUAUUAUAAUUAUAAAUUUAUAUACAGUACAUA